Molecule: messenger RNA, 620 nt
Organism: Gryllus bimaculatus (two-spotted cricket)
Lineage: Eukaryota; Metazoa; Arthropoda; Insecta; Orthoptera; Gryllidae
Source: the annotation of a GenBank genome assembly
GGCUAGGGUCGCGCGGGCGACGGGCUGCGCGGCCCGCAACGGCGCGGGCGGCUCCAAGGGGUGCGGGGCUGCCGGGCGUGGGCAUGACGGCGUGCGGGCGCGAAGGCGAGGCGGGCGACCGGGCGUGGGCGACUGCCCGGCGCGCGGGCCAGCGCGGCAGCUUCGGCCUGCCGGCCGCGCCGGGGCUGCAGGCCCGCGGGCGACCAGGGCCCCGCGGGGCGCCGGGCUUCAAGGGCGCGCGCGGCCUGCCGGGCUUCAAGGGCGAGCACGGUGGCCGGGCAGGCGGCGCGCCGGGCGCUCGGGGGCUGCCGGGCGUGGACGGGUCGCCGGCAUCAUGGGACGCCCAGGGCGUGCGCGGCGUGGCGGGCGCGCCGGGCGUCAAGGGCGUGGCGGGCGAGCCGGGCAGCAGCGAGUUCGGGGUGGCGGUGAAGGGCGACGCGGGCGUGCCGGGGCGGCCCGGCAUCCCUGGCCUGCCCGGGCUGCCGGGCGACGCCGGCCUCCGCGGGCUGCCGGGGCGGCAGGGCGCGCGAGGCGACCGGGGCCUGGAGGGGGCGCCGGGGCUGCGUGGCGAGCAGGGGCUGCCGGGGCAGGUCGGCGAGCGCGGGCAGCGAGGACCAGCG